UCCAUUGGUUUUCUAGUUUCCACCCCUUAUUUUCUUUGUUUGCCAUUUCACUCUUACUUAUGGAAUGGUUUCAAUAAUGGAGAUAUACUCAAUUUUUUGGUUCUUUUAGUUUUAGUUGGCUACCCUUUUCUGCAACUUAGAAGCUUUUCUUUCCCAGCAAGACAAAGGAUAAAAAAUUACUAGCAUACUCUAUCCUAUUACUGUGUAUAGGUAGCCAUCAACCUACACAGUAAGCUUGUUGGUCUUGCACAUAAAUUUAAUGGCUUUAAUGAAGUUUUAAUGGUUGCCCUUUUGUGCAAGUUUGAAGCAUUUCUUCCCCAUAAAAACAGAGGAUCUUCUCUCUUUCUCCUUAUUUCAUUUUCUUGUUCCACUACUUAGUUAAUUUGGUGAAUGCAUCUAACUCUAUUUCCAGCACUGUUUUGUUGUGAUUUAUGAUCUUGAGAUAUUCUGCAAAUACUAUAUGUUAUCUUAUAUGCAGCACCUUGGAUAAACUAUAAAAUAGUUCUUGUUUUGUAGCAAACAAGAUGUGGCAUCCCGUGAUUCAUGUGAUCUGUGAUUGUGGUCCAUUUGUUUCACAAUGUGCCACACAUACAUUCUUCUAAGUUAAUUCAAUUUGUAUUAUUCCCUGCCCCUUUGCUUUGAUUAUGAUGCUUCUCUCCCUUCAAUGUCAAACUCAGCCAACUUUACUCAACAUCUAUUUGUCAUGUUCCAUGCUAUUCUUUAUUUAUUUCUCCUCCAUUAUUGUUUUCUCAUAUCACAUGUACCUAGUGAUAUUUAGAGUGGUAACCAAUGCGCACACACAGAAGAUUCCAUCAGUAUCUUACUAAAAAGGUUUCUGCUUUUCAAAAAUGCUACACAUUAUUGUAGGAAGUUUGCUUGCAUAAUUCACUUUUUCAAUAUGUUUUCAUGAUAAAAGGAUGUGCCACUGCCAGCCAAUGCAGGCAAAAAUGGGGAAAUUUGCAAUGGGGCUUCUAGUGAUGUGUUGGUUGGGAGGCAUAGCAGAUGCAGAGUACAAACUGUACAAAGAUCCCACAAAGCCAAUGAAUCGAAGAAUCAAGGAUUUGAUGGGGAGGAUGAGCUUAGAGGAAAAGAUAGGGCAGAUGAUGCAAAUCGAACUAGCCGUGGCAUCACCCCAAGUUAUGAAGGACUACUACAUAGGGAGUGUGUUGAGUGGUGGAGGGAGUGCUCCAGGCCCAAAGGCGCCCCCCGAGAAAUGGGUGGAUAUGGUGAAUGACAUUCAGAAGGGCUCGUUGUCAACCCGUCUUGGAAUUCCGAUGAUUUAUGGGAUUGAUGCAGUUCAUGGCCACAACACUGUUUACAAUGCUACUAUUUUCCCCCACAACAUUGGGCUUGGUGCUACUAGGCAAGCAUUUUACAUACUUAGACCCUGAAUUAAUAAAGAAUAUUGGAGCUGCCACUGCACUUGAACUUAGAGCCACCGGGAUUCCAUACACUUUCGCACCUUGCAUCGCGGUCUGUAGGGAUCCGAGAUGGGGCAGGUGCUACGAGAGCUACAGCGAAGAUCCAAAGGUUGUGAAAGAAAUGACUGAGAUCAUUGUAGGACUUCAAGGAGAGAUACCUCCUGAUUCUCGCAAGGGUGUUCCUUAUGUCAAUGGGCAAGAUAAGGUUGCAGCAUGCGCCAAACACUACGUUGGCGAUGGUGGGACUACCAGAGGCAUCAACAUGAACAAUACUGUGACGAGCAUGCACAGAUUGCUUAGCAUCCACAUGUCUCCCUACGAUGAUUCCAUAAUCAAGGGCGUCGCAACUAUCAUGGUGUCCUACUCUAGCAUCAAUGGAGAGAAGAUGCACGCCAACACGAAUCUCAUCACUGGUUUUCUCAAGAAAACGUUACGCUUCAGAGGAUUUGUGAUCUCGGAUUAUAAGGGCAUAGACCUGAUAACCGAUCCGCCCGAUGCUAACUACACAUAUUCGAUUCUAGCAGGAAUCGGGGCUGGCAUUGACAUGGUGAUGAUCCCGCUUAACUACACUGAAUUCAAGAACGGACUAACUUUAUUAGUCAGAAGCAAGUCCAUUCCGAUGAAGCGGAUUGAUGAUGCUGUCAAGAGAAUUCUGAGAGUGAAGUUCACAAUGGGGCUUUUUGAAAACCCGGUAGCGGAUUACAGCAUGGCUCACUAUGUAGGCUGUGAGGCACACGGGCAACUGGCAAGAGAAGCAGUGAGGAAAUCCCAAGUCCUAUUAAAGAACGGGGCGAGCGCAGACGAGCCCCUGAUACCGCUUCCUACGAAGGCGGCAAAGGUGCUUGUAGCGGGGUCCCACGCUAACAACAUUGGGUACCAGUGCGGCGGCUGGACCAUCGAGUGGCAGGGGAAGGGCGGGAACAUCACUUCAGGCACCACCAUCCUGAGUGCAAUAGAAAACACAGUUGAUCCUGACACGGAGGUUGUGUAUGUGGAGAGGCCGGAAGCUACGUACGUGAAACGUGGCAAGUUCUCGUACGGGGUUGUGGUGGUGGGAGAGGUGCCUUAUGCAGAGGGGAGUGGCGAUAGCUUAAACUUGACGUUGCCGGAGGAGGGGUACAGGGCCAUCGAGAGCGUGUGUAGGGCGGUGAAAUGUGUGGUGGUGCUGGUGACGGGGCGGCCAGUGGUGAUGGAGCCGUAUAUGGAGCGGAUUGAUGCGCUUGUGGCGGCGUGGCUGCCGGGGAGUGAGGGGCAGGGUGUUGCGGAUGUUUUGUAUGGAGUGCAUGGUUUUAGUGGGAAGCUUCCGCGGACUUGGUUUAAGACAGUUGAUCAGCUUCCUCUUAAUGUGGGCGACACCCCUUAUGAUCCGCUCUUUCCCUUUGGUUUCGGGCUUACUACCAAGCCCAACGCAGGGUAUUGAAUUGAUGUUUCUCUAUGGAUAUUGUAAUUUAUAAUGGCUCCAAUAAAAUGUACCCAUUUUUAUGUGAA
Messenger RNA from Salvia splendens (bonfire salvia), 2909 nucleotides. RefSeq names its product beta-glucosidase BoGH3B. Gene Ontology annotation, biological process: glucan catabolic process. NCBI's taxonomy places the organism in Eukaryota, Viridiplantae, Streptophyta, Magnoliopsida, Lamiales, Lamiaceae. Gene Ontology annotation, molecular function: beta-glucosidase activity. The transcript is spliced from 8 exons. The record is from RefSeq and is a predicted model, not a curated record. The coding region runs from base 1282 to 2841 and encodes 519 amino acids.